Molecule: messenger RNA, 1191 nt
Organism: Entamoeba invadens IP1
Lineage: Eukaryota; Evosea; Mastigamoebida; Endamoebidae
Exons: 1
Coding region: 1-1191 (396 amino acids)
Source: RefSeq, a predicted model, not a curated record
AUGAGACUUUUGAAUACAAUGAAUAUCAAAUGCACACAUGUGGAAGUGAAUUAUCAACAAUUGGAAAAAUUCCAAAAUCGUGAUGACAUUCAAAUGACACUUAAUAUGAUGAAUGACAAUCUUCUGUUAUUACAGUGUCACAUUCCAUGUAAUGUCUGUAACUUUGCAAAUUCAUGUUUUUAUCUAUAUGAAAAUUUAAGUGAAAUAAUUUUGCCAUCAACAUUGACUUCUAUUUGUGAAGAAGCUUUCUAUAACUGUGUUUCGCUUCACAACAUUCAAUUUCCAGAAAGUUUAAAAUCAAUUGGGUCUUUGGCUUUCAGUGGGUGUGGGUUGACUCAAGUUUCAAUACCAACAACAGUGACAUAUAUUGGAAAUACUGCAUUUUCAGAGUGUUACAAACUUAAAAACGCGUGUAUACCAGAAAGUGGUUUAGAGUGUUAUAUGUUGUUAUACUAUUGCUUCAAUUUAACAACAGUUAAUAUAUUAAAAAGUAACAAAAAGUGUUUUAAAAUCAAUGGGACAUUCAAUGGGUGUUAUUCUUUAAAGAAAAUUGCAAUACCAGAGAGUAUUGUUGCUCUUGAAAAAAGUUCAUUCAAAAAUUGCUCGUCUCUCAAUAAAAUAACAAUUGGAAAUUGCGUUGAAAAAAUCGGAAGUAACUGCUUUGGAAAUUGUGAACGACUUGAAUACGUUAAAAUACCAAAUUUAGUCACUUUAAUUGACACAUUGGCAUUCAAAAACUGCACAAAAUUAAGAAGAGUAACAUUCACAAAUCCAAUUAAAACUAUUUCUCCAACAGCUUUUGAAGAGUGCACAAAUUUGUGUGAAAUUUAUAUCGGAAUAGAAAAAAUCAAAAUUGUCGAAUUUCUAGUGUCGUACAAUGUUUCUUGUAUGCUUGAGAACAAAUCAAUGAUAUGCAAUAACAUUAUCUUUGUACAAAGUGAUAUUAAAAAGCAUUUAAAAUUGUACAAAGAAAACGGUAAAAAUAUUGGAGAAAUUCCCAAUAAAGUGGUUCGAUUAUCUGAACAGUGUUUUAGAACAUAUAAAGAGGUUGAUAUAAUCAAAGUGCCAAAAAGCGUGAAAAAAGUCGACGAUUUUUGUUUUUACAUGUCGGUACCAAUUGAGAACAUCAUUUUUGAAGAAAAAGAGUCGAUAAAAAUUAGCGAGUUGGCAUUUGGUUUUGAUAAUUGUUAA